This is a messenger RNA of Neltuma alba, 780 nucleotides long. RefSeq names its product coiled-coil-helix-coiled-coil-helix domain-containing protein 10, mitochondrial-like. Bases 32 to 472 code for a protein of 146 amino acids. Lineage: Eukaryota; Viridiplantae; Streptophyta; Magnoliopsida; Fabales; Fabaceae. Gene Ontology annotation, biological process: mitochondrion organization. The record is from RefSeq and is a predicted model, not a curated record. Gene Ontology annotation, cellular component: mitochondrion; nucleus. The transcript is spliced from 5 exons.
CUUCCGCCGCCUCAACCGCAUAUCUCUAACCAUGCCUCGCCGCAGCUCCAGUGGAAGAUCUUCUCGCUCAGCACCUCGUCCAGCAGCGGCUCGUAAUCUCCCACCUCAGCCAGCUCACCAUGCUCCUCCCCCAGCUCCCGCUCAGAGUGGCAGUGGUGGCUCUCUGCUUGGUGGCAUUGGUUCAACCAUUGCUCAGGGCAUGGCUUUUGGAACUGGCAGUGCAGUAGCGCACAGGGCUGUGGAUGCCGUGAUGGGUCCCCGAACUAUUCAACAUGAAACAGUUGUCUGUGAGGGUGCCGCUGCAGCCCCUGCACCAACAGCAAAUAGUCUUGGUAGCGAUGCCUGUGGUGUUCACACAAAGGCCUUCCAAGAUUGCCUGAACAGCUACGGUAAUGACAUUAGCAAGUGCCAAUUCUACAUGGACAUGCUAGCAGAGUGCAGGAAGAACUCUGGAGCCUCAUUGAGUGCUUGAGUUAUUUUCCCUCUGCUCUUACCCUUCUGCAAUGAGUCAUCUCCGCCAUGAGUCAGCAUCAGUGUCACUGUCCUAGACUGUCUCUGAUGGUUAAGACUAUUCCAUAUGUGGUUGUCGGCUUCACUUAAAUAAAGCCUUUUAAGGAGGAAGAUGGAAAGAAUACUUUUUGCAUGAACCAUCAGUAUUCAUUCAUUGCUAUUAUGAUCUUUGGAUAUCGUAAUUGGUCUAUUUGGUCUGCUUUAUAUGUGGAUCUGUUUGAUGGUUGUCAUGUUGAACUUGAGCGAAACAAGUUUCUCUGUUUAACGAUA